AGACAGAGGGAGGAGGAGCAGUGCAGACAGAGAGAGAACUGGAGCACACACUCAGAUCUCGCCUGUGGUGAGGACAUCCAGCAGAAGUGCAUUCCUGAGGCAGACAGCAAUAAAAAGGCAAGGAGGACAGAGCAGAAAAGUGGUGACACUCUUUAAAUUCACAUCUAACUGACCUCUGCUGGACUCGCAUGCUUCCUCGCAGACUGACUCGCACUCUUCCUCGCACACCAGCUGAACAGCCGGCACCACUGGCUGGUGAGAAGGUUAGGAUUUUCCCGACAGAGCUGGAAGGAAGGAGAAAAUAAAAGAAGACUGGAAGUUUAAAACACCAAGAAGCAAGAACAAGAAGAGGGUCAUGCAUCGGUAGAGUGUGACAAGCCUAACUGAGCUGAUCUGCUUUGAGGACAAUCUAACCGCUCAGUGUGUCCUGCUUGGUCCAAGAUGGAGCUCAAAGUGUGGGUGGAUGGAGUGGUGCGCGUGGUCUGCGGCCUGUCUCAAGAAACUUCCUGCCAAGAUGUCGUCAUUGCUUUGGCACAGGCCAUUGGUCAGACUGGUCGAUAUGUUCUUAUUCAACGUUUGAGGGACACUGAAAGGCAGCUUUUGGCUACAGAGAGACCCCUGGAGUCUUUGGCCAAGUUGGGCCAACAUGGCAACGAGGUUCAGUUCUUCCUGCGGCGUACUGGCCCUAGCAGCAGUGAUGGUCCUAGUUCAAAACAAGAAAGACAGUCUCCUCUUCAACUGCCCAAACAUCCUGAGCCAGAGCCCCUGAAACGUAACCAACCUAAGAAAGCACUAACGUUUAACUUGGGGCCAUCCACUUCCCCAAAGACCAAACCUAAGCAAUUUCAGAGGUCUCCAAAGGACUCAUCAGAGCAAAGGGUCUCACCAUCCCCCUUAUCUAGUCCUGUAUCCCCACAUUCUCCCUCACCUCCUAUUGGGCCUACUAAGGAGGAAGUGUUUAAAAAGAUCCUUCAACAACAAGAGAGACUGAGAGCCAUAGAGGGCCAGCUCGAGGUCCUAGAGAAGGAGUCACCAUAUCGUCCAUAUCCUUCUCCAAGCCCCUCACCAGUAUCAGAAUCUCAACUGCAAGAAGAGAUUGAUGCUUUGGAGCAAACAAUGCGAAGGAACCAUGCUGAGCUCACCCACGAGCAGUACUGGGAUGAGGAACUUCAGGUGGAGGUGGACAAAGAGCGAGAAAUGAGAAGGAAGCUGACGGACCUGCACGCUAAGCUGGACGACUGUGGGCGGCGGCUGCAUGACUUCUCUGUACGCUCUGCCCAGCUGGAGCAAGAGAUCCAGAGGGAGAGCCAGGCAGCAAGCAAAGCCAGCGGGGCCAAGGAGUCACUUGAUGCUGUGAAGACAGAGCUACGGAUCCAGGAGAGGAAAGGGAUCGACUUUGAGGAGCAGGUGUCAGAAGGUGACAAGGCCCUGGAGAAGGCAGAGUCUCUGCUGCAGGCUAAGCAGAAUGAGCUGGAGGAUCUGAAUAAGGAGCUGAGGCAGUGUAAUCUGCAGCAGUUUAUCCAGCAGACAGGCGUCGUGCCGGCUCAUACCCACUCACGCACAGAGCUGCAGGAACAGCUUGAACAGCUGGAACUGGCAGCAGGUCGCAGUGCGACUCCCGUGGAAUUUCCAUCUCGUCCGACGGCCAAGCAGUUUCUAGGACAUCCGCGGAACCUGCAAAACCCUCUAGUGUCCAGUCUCAACCCUGAGGUCCUGACAUCCCGAGAGUCGUCAUGGAGAUAAAACACGGACAGCAGGGCC
Messenger RNA from Xiphophorus couchianus (Monterrey platyfish), 1761 nucleotides. It is a transcript of the gene rassf7a, whose product is annotated as Ras association domain family member 7a. Gene Ontology annotation, biological process: signal transduction. Bases 442 to 1743 code for a protein of 433 amino acids. The record is from RefSeq and is a predicted model, not a curated record. Lineage: Eukaryota; Metazoa; Chordata; Actinopteri; Cyprinodontiformes; Poeciliidae. The transcript has 6 exons.